Molecule: messenger RNA, 1130 nt
Organism: Patella vulgata (common limpet)
Lineage: Eukaryota; Metazoa; Mollusca; Gastropoda; Patellidae
Product: nucleoside hydrolase
Exons: 6
Coding region: 157-1116 (319 amino acids)
Molecular function (GO): hydrolase activity, hydrolyzing N-glycosyl compounds
Source: RefSeq, a predicted model, not a curated record
AUUAUUAUCUUUUGUCCAGUUAGUCCAUUAAUGUAUUAAAAGGAUUCUAAAGAAACAAAGCUAAAGGUAUAAAAGUCCAGAAAAUUGUAUAUUGAGAAGAAGGCGGUAGUUGAUCAAAGGCAGGCAAGAGGACAUACUGAAGAGCAGGAAAGAAAGAUGUCUUCAGAGGAGAAACAACUAUUUGUUAUAGAUACAGAUGCUGGAUUAGAUGAUGCUCAGGCAAUUUUAAUGGCGUUAGCUGCACCUCAUGUUGAAGUUAUUGGUAUCACUACAGUUUGUGGAAACACCAAUGCAAAACAAGUGUCCAAGAAUGUUCUCCGACUUUUGAAAGCAGUAAAUAAAUUAGAGAUUCCAGUAUAUACCGGUUCUGAAAGAACAAUAAUUGGUUGGCAGAAACCAGAUGAUUGUAAUUAUCAUGGUAAUGAUGGAUUUGGCGAUGUACCAGAUGAUGAUCCUCCAGAUUAUAAUUUAAUCCAAUCAAAACAUGGUGUCCAAGCUUUGAUAGAUCUUAGUAAACAAUAUCCAGGGAAAUUAACUCUGGUUGCACUUGGUCCUCUAACAAAUUUAUCACUAGCUAUUAGAUUAGAUCCUACAUUUGGUGAAAGAUUAAAAUCAUGUUUUAUAAUGGGUGGUAAUUAUAAAGGUGAAGGAAAUAUCACUCCAAGUGCAGAGUUCAAUUUUUACACAGAUCCUGAAGCUGCACAUAUAGUAUUAUCAGAUCUAGGCUGUCCGAUAACAUUAGUUUGUUGGGAACUUUGUUUAGAACACUCCUUUCCAUGGACAUGGCACAAAGAACUAUUCAACCUUGAUACUGAUACAGCCAAGUUUUUGAAGAACUUGGAAAAGAACACUAUAGAGAAUUUUUAUGAAAAACAAAAUUUUGAAAAUUACGAAUUAGCUGACCAAUUAGCAGUGGCAGCAGCCAUUAAUCCAAAGAUUAUUUUGAAAUCAAGUGAAGUUUAUUGUGUAGUAGAAACUAAAGGGACAUACACCACAGGUCAAGUGGUCGUUGAUUGGAAAAAUAAACUAAAAGAAAAACCUAAUGUUACGAUUUUAACCAGUAUUGAUAAACUUUGCGUAAAAAACUUGAUAUUAAAUGCCAUGAAAUUAAAGUAAUGUGCACAUAUAGA